Messenger RNA from Gloeophyllum trabeum ATCC 11539, 942 nucleotides. RefSeq names its product Shwachman-Bodian-diamond syndrome protein. Lineage: Eukaryota; Fungi; Basidiomycota; Agaricomycetes; Gloeophyllales; Gloeophyllaceae. The transcript has 7 exons. The record is from RefSeq and is a predicted model, not a curated record. Gene Ontology annotation, biological process: ribosome biogenesis; cytosolic ribosome assembly. The coding region runs from base 45 to 791 and encodes 248 amino acids.
GACUUGAUUUUGUAUUCUAUCUUGUAUUCACGACUACGACAGCGAUGCCCAUUAACCAGCCCUCGAACCAGAUCAAACUUACCAAUGUAUCGAUAGUGCGCCUGAAGAAGGGCGGGAAGCGGUUCGAGAUCGCGUGUUACAAGAACAAAGUACAGGAAUGGCGGACGGGAGUGGAGAAGAACCUGGACGACGUCCUCCAGAUCAGCAACGUCUUUACGAACGUGUCGAAAGGCGAGGUCGCCAAGCACGGCGACCUGCAGAAAGCCUUUGGCACGGCGGACCGCGACGAGGUCGUGAAAGAGAUCCUGAAGAAGGGGGAAGUCCAGGUCGGCGACAAGGAGCGCGAGCACGACCUGACCUCGCUGCGGAAGGAGAUCGCGACGCUCGUCGCGGAGAAGGCCGUCGACCCGUCGACGCAGCGGCCGUACCCCGUCGGGAUGAUCGAGAAGGCGAUGGCCGAGGCGGGGUUCAGCGCGAAGCAGCAGAAGACCGCAAAGAGCCAGGUGUCCGAGUGCAUCAAGCUCCUGCAGGACAAGUCGACGCUCCCGAUCCAGCGCGCCCGGAUGCGCGUGCGCGUGGCGAUGCCGGCGGCGGACGGGAGGCGCCUGCGCGAGCGGGUCGUCGACGGCGCGGAGAAGAUCGAGGGCGACGAGAUGGGCGGGGACGAGUGGGAAGUCAUCAUGCUGAUCGACCCCGGCCAGUUCCGCGUGCUCACCGAGCUGCUGCAGAAGGAGUGCAAGGGCCGCGGGCGCAUCGAGACCAUGACGUUUGCCGCCACCGCCGGCAGCUAGAUGCCAUGUCACUUUGUAUCACGCUAGGAAUACAUGUCACGUCCACUCCGUAUUGAACCCGUCCACGUCCCUCAGUAUCAGCGGCAUCAUCACCCGGUCCCAGUUCUCCGUCCAAGUAUCCCACUCCCAGUGCGCGCCCUCCGCGCCCGUG